UUACACCGUCUUAUCUUUAUAGACUUACCUCUCAAACCUGGACUUGACUUCUGUCGGACUUUUGCAUUCCUCACUUAUUUCAACAUGUCCACAGUAAGGCUGCUCUUAUCGUGUCUGCUUUUUAAGGACGUCAUCUCAUUGUCGGGAAACUUCUGGCACAUCACGGAUCUGCACUGGGACCCGACCUACGAACUGAGCGAUGAUCCUCAACUGGUUUGCCAAUCAAGUGGCAAACGACCCGCAGCCAAUGCUGGACAGUUUGGAGACUAUGCUUGUGACUCGCCAUGGCUCCUUAUAAACUCCUCUGUGUAUGCCAUGAAGGAUAUUCUACCAGAUCCGGACUUCAUCGUUUGGACAGGAGAUGACACACCCCACGCAGAUCUUGGAGAGGAAGUGGUGCUUCCCAUUAUCAGCAACCUUACCCACAUCAUAGGUCAAGUGUUUCCAAACACUAAAGUGUACUCUGCCCUGGGCAACCAUGACUUCCACCCUAAAAGCCAGCUUCCUGCAGGCCCAGAUGACAUCUAUGACCAAACAGCAGACAUUUGGCAGGCCUGGUUGGAUCCAGCGUCCGAGGAAACUUUUAAAAAAGGUGGAUAUUACACCGAGAAGCUGCUCAAUCGAACGGGUUUCAGGAUUCUGGUACUAAACACAAACCUCUACUAUGACCAGAACAAGAAGACCAAGAACAUGGUGGACCCAGCGGGACAGUUUACCUGGGCGGAUCAGGUUCUUACAGAGGCCGCCAACAACAAAGAAAAGGUGUACAUCAUUGGCCACGUCCCCCCAGGUUUCUUUGAGAAGAAGAGAAAUAAGCCGUGGUUUGUGCCGGGAUUCAACAAGCUGUACCUGGAUUUAAUUCAGAGGCAUCAUUCAGUCAUAAUGGGACAGUUUUUUGGCCAUCAUCACACCGAUAGCUUCCGAAUGUUCUACAACUCAACGGGCUCUCCUAUCAGUACGAUGUUCCUCAGCCCAGGUGUCACACCUUGGAAAACAUCCCUCCCUGGAGUCCUGGAUGGAGCCAACAACCCUGGGAUUCGUGUCUUUGAAUAUGACACCCAAACACUCCUUGUCAAAGAUGUGGUGACCUAUUAUCUGAACCUGACUCGCGCGAAUGCAGGUGAUGGGCGCUGGGAGGAGGAGUAUCGUCUCACAGAGAGCUUCAGACUGCCAGACGCCUCCCCGGCCUCCAUGCAUCAGGCUCUGGAGCGCAUUGCCUCUGACCGCAUCUACCUUCAGAAGUACUAUGAGUUCAACUCUGUCAACUACGACUUGACAGAGUGCAACAGCGACUGCCGCGUUGACCACGUGUGUGCAGCCAGGGAGGUAGACUUUGACAGGUAUGAACGCUGCCUGGUAACAGAAGGGGCAGCUGCCAUUUACAGCGGGCUGCAUCCUGUCCUCUCUGUGGCUGUAAGUGUGCUGCUCGCCAAUUGGUAAUGAUAUUUGACCUAUCACUGAUGUUUAAAAUGUAUUAUUGAAGCUUCAAGGAGUCAUUGAAUGGACACACUGAUUUUUAAGUUCAAGAUAAUUGAGGUCAUGUAAAUAUUUAACAUCACAGGAAAUGUUUUUCUUGUUUUAAAUCAUGACAUCUAUAUUUCAGGUGAGUCACGCCUUAAAUAUAUUUAACCAGGGAAAAGCAACCUUUGGCUUCAGCAAUCUUUGGUUGACCUAGUUUUAUUUGUUGUGGUUGCUUCCCUGUCAAACUAUACUAUAUUUAAUAAAACCAGAAAAAGGCCUAAACUGUU
This is a messenger RNA of Gymnodraco acuticeps, 1748 nucleotides long. RefSeq names its product sphingomyelin phosphodiesterase acid like 3B (gene smpdl3b). The transcript is spliced from 8 exons. The coding region runs from base 85 to 1440 and encodes 451 amino acids. Gene Ontology annotation, molecular function: sphingomyelin phosphodiesterase activity. NCBI's taxonomy places the organism in Eukaryota, Metazoa, Chordata, Actinopteri, Perciformes, Bathydraconidae. The record is from RefSeq and is a predicted model, not a curated record. Gene Ontology annotation, biological process: sphingomyelin catabolic process.